Suillus fuscotomentosus is the source of this 1133-nucleotide messenger RNA. RefSeq lists its product as uncharacterized. NCBI's taxonomy places the organism in Eukaryota, Fungi, Basidiomycota, Agaricomycetes, Boletales, Suillaceae. Gene Ontology annotation, molecular function: protein kinase activity; ATP binding. Bases 1 to 1077 code for a protein of 358 amino acids. The record is from RefSeq and is a predicted model, not a curated record. Gene Ontology annotation, biological process: protein phosphorylation. The transcript is spliced from 5 exons.
AUGGCCUCGACCUCCGCUGCUCAUUCUCAUCUUUCUGAAUAUGAGAUUUGGUGGAGGAGCCACUACAAUUUCCUCACAGAAAAGGGUUAUAAGCUGCGAAGUCGCUACAGUCCAGAUUGGGUCCCCUCUUGGACGAACGCUAACAAAGCUGACAUAAACUGCGAGGAUGGAAUCGCGUCACCACAUUAUCUUGUAUUGGAUGCACGGCGCAUUCAAGACGGUGCUCGCGUAUCACUCAAGCGUAUCGAUAUAUCACGACACCCUUAUGAGAUAGAAAUAGGUCGCUAUUUUUCUACCCACCCUCUUAGCAGUGAUCCAGCCAACCAUUGCGUUCCAAUUUACGAUGUUCUGAAGGUGCCCGCCGAAGAUAAUACCGUGAUAAUUGUCAUGCCGUUACUUCGAGAUGCUACAGAUCCCUAUUUUGACACGGUCGGGGAAGUUGUAGACUGCAUCCACCAGCUUUUCGAGGGGCUGCGCUUCAUGCACAGGCAUCAUGUCGCUCACCGAGAUUGCAUGCAGCUAAACAUCCUAAUGGACGACAGUAUAUUCAUAGACGCAUGGCAUGCAAGCGACCAGUAUAUGUCGGAGGACUACAAACGCGUGGCGAGGCAUCGUGCGCGCACAAAGUCUCCUCCACGAUACUACUACAUAGACUUUGGUAUCUCCCGCCAAUAUGAGGCGUCCAACACCAACCCGUUAGAAGCACCGAUAUUUGGUGGAGAUAAAGAAGUACCUGAAUUCAAUGAAGACAACUUCAAACCUCGGAACCCUUUCCCAACCGAUGUUUGGUAUCUUGGGCAUGCCAUCCAAGAAACGUUUCUCGACGAGUACACAGGUGUAGAAUUUCUGAGCGGUCUGGUAUCGGACAUGAUGCACUCGGAUCCAGCACAGCGUCCAAACAUGGAUGAAGUUUUUUCUCGAUUCCAGGUUAUACGUCAGGGUUUCAGCAACUGGAAAUUACGUUCCCGAGUGGCUCACGAUGAAGAGAGAUCUGUUUUUGAUCUCCUAGCACAUUGGACCCGUCGCAUCCAGUACGUACUACGCACGAUUCCUCCAACGCAUACCUCGUUGUCAUAGAGUGGACUUCUAUGUAUGUAGUCUGCAAUGCACCAGUUUUCUGCCCUUGAGCUCUC